Messenger RNA from Scatophagus argus, 5238 nucleotides. RefSeq names its product myocyte enhancer factor 2aa (gene mef2aa). NCBI's taxonomy places the organism in Eukaryota, Metazoa, Chordata, Actinopteri, Scatophagidae. Gene Ontology annotation, molecular function: RNA polymerase II cis-regulatory region sequence-specific DNA binding; DNA-binding transcription factor activity, RNA polymerase II-specific; protein dimerization activity. The record is from RefSeq and is a predicted model, not a curated record. Gene Ontology annotation, biological process: cell differentiation; positive regulation of transcription by RNA polymerase II; heart development. The transcript is spliced from 11 exons. Bases 439 to 1914 code for a protein of 491 amino acids.
CUUGCUCUCUGCCGGCAGAGAGACCAAGGGACAAGAGGAGGAACAGGGUGUGAAGACGGGCCUCUUAAGGCUCAAAGGGAAACAUCCAAAGCCAGCUGGUCUGGCUUUGAGUUAAAUCAAUGGGCAGAGAGAAAAAAAAGGCAGCAGAAAGAAGACGAAGAGUUGUAGACAGAGCGAAAAGAAGGGAUAAAGUAAGUCAAAAUUUAUAGGCAGGAAAAAAGAGACUGAAGCAGCAGGAUCUGUGAAGGCGUUUGUGCAACAACAACAAACAGAUUGUGGUGUGGUCUGUCGUAGAGCGUAUUGCAAAGAAAGAAGAAAGAAGAAAGACUGUGUACGAGAAGAGAGACUGUUGCACAAUGUGCUAGGAGAGUGGGGGAAGAUAUUGUGUUGUUUUUCUGAUAUUGUUGUGGUGUCAGAGAGACGGGAAAGGACGCAGCCAUGGGGCGGAAGAAGAUACAGAUCACCAGGAUUAUGGAUGAGAGGAACAGGCAGGUUACGUUCACAAAGAGGAAGUUUGGCUUGAUGAAAAAGGCCUAUGAGCUGAGUGUACUAUGUGACUGUGAGAUAGCCCUCAUCAUUUUCAACAGCUCUAACAAACUGUUCCAGUAUGCCAGCACAGACAUGGACAAAGUGUUGCUGAAAUACACAGAGUACAACGAACCCCACGAGAGCAGAACCAACUCGGACAUCGUAGAGGCGCUAAACAAGAAAGAACACAGAGGUUGUGAUAGCCCGGACCCCGAUGCCUCAUAUGUCCUCACUCCUCACACAGAAGAAAAGUAUAAAAAAAUUAAUGAGGAGUUUGAUAAUAUGAUGAGAAAUCAUAAAAUCCCCACAGCAUUGCCUCAGCAGAACUUCUCCAUGCAUGUGGCAGUGCCUGUAUCCAAUCCUAAUGCCAUGUACCAGCCAGGAGGGACUCUGGGUAGCCAGGCGCUGGCGGCAGCCACAGCCUCCCUCAGUGACAGUGGGAUGCUUUCCCCUCCACAGGCCUCUCUCCAUAGGAAUGUGGGCUCCAGUGGAGGCCCGCAGAGGCCCACCAGUGCGGGCAGCGCAGGUGGCAUGCUGGAUACCACAGACCUUUCAGUGCCAAGUGGUGUGGGCUCCAGCCCAGCGGGGAAUGGUUUUGUUAACCCCAGGGGCUCUCCAGGCGUCCUCAGCACACCCAGCGGCAAUGGCCUGGGUAAAGUCAUGCCCACCAAGUCUCCACCACCCCCUGGAGGGAACAUGGGAAUGGGAAGCCGCAAGCCAGACCUAAGGGUUGUUAUCCCUCCAUCUAGCAAAGGGAUGAUGCCCCCUCUGUCGGAGGAGGAGGAAAUGGAUUUGAACACCCAGAGAAUAAGCAGCUCCCAGUCCACCCAGCCUCUGGCCACUCCAGUAGUGUCUGUCACCACCCCCAGCUUACCCCCACAGGGCCUGGUUUACUCAGGCAUGCCCACCUCUUACAACCCUGCUGAGUUCUCCCUGAGCAGUGCAGAGAUCUCUUCCCUACAGGGUUUCAGCUCUCCUGGGCUCUCACUGGGCUCCAUGUCGGCAUGGCAACAGCAUCAACUGGGCCAGGCAGCUCUUAAUUCUUUGGUUGGUGGAGGUCACCUACCUCAGGGCUCCAACCUCUCAGUCAACACCAGCCAGAGCAUAAACAUCAAGUCCGAGCCCAAUUCGCCACCGAGGGAGCGUGUCACCCCCUCUGGCUUCCCCCCUCAGCCGCCACAACAAGGGUCCAGCCGACAGGAGGUUCUGGGACGUUCACCUGCUGACAGCCUCAGCUCCUCCUGUAGCUCUUAUGAUGGCAGCGAUCGUGAGGACCACCGGCCAGACUUCCACUCACCGCUGGGGCUGGGCAGGCCCCCUGCUGGCUCUGAGGACAGGGAGAGUCCCUCUGUCAAGCGCUUGCGCAUGGACACAUGGGUGACAUAAAGAGCCUCGAUCAGGCCUCCAGUCACCAGCCAGUCGGAGAGAGGGAGGGGUUAGACGUGGAGAUAAAAGAAAGAGCAAGGGUCCUUAGAGCUAUCAUUAUGAUACUAUUACUCAACUCCAUUUCAAUUUGUAAGACUGAGUGGCAAAUGUCAUAACACAUCAGGACAUAUCUAAAGUAAUUUCUCAAACUGAUACAGGAACAUUUAAAAAGAGAUCUCAGUUCGCUGGACUGGGGUAUAUGCACAAGCAGGUGGUAUCAGGUACUUGGUGCAAUUCAGAUUACGUUUGCAGAAGAAAGAUGUUCAAAGAAAAUUGUUAAACAAUAGGCGGUAGAUUAUUAUAGUCACUGGUCUAGUCAGACACUUACAUGUAGUUGCUGUAUUGCUGUUGUGCUCGCAAGUUGCAAACAAUCAGAGAAAGUUUGUGUUGCUUUCAGGCUGAGGACCCUUACAUACGAUGUUCGCUACAAGAACGAUAUCUUAAAAAUCAUGCUGUAACCAUACAAGACCUUUAUCUCAAGUGGCCUCUUCUAAUUUAUGGAUUCUGUCCAUCAGGAGACACAAAGAACAUGGAGUUAAAUACCAUUCAAGAAUAUUGAUCACACAGUAAAUAUUUGCAACAGUUGAGACUACUUUAGUGAAGAAAUCAAACAAACAUAGCAACAGAAUUUAUCGCAAUAAUGGCAUACUAUUCAUUUUAUAAUUUAAAAGAGUAGGAUAUAUAAAUGUGCAAUUAAGAUAAUGCGAACCUGUCCAGUUGAACUGGUGAGAAAAUCAACAUGUUCACGUUUGUGUAACAGUUCAUCAGUAAUAUAAGCCAAAGCUGUUCUUUUGUGUUGUUUUGUACAGUUGCUACGGUUUCCUAACAGUUCACUCAAAUGCACCAUUUCUUUCAUCAUAGUUUUAUUUUUUUCGUGCUGUAUUGCAAACAGUGUAAAGUCGUGUAAACCAGAUCUUGAAUCGAUAUCUAAAGCCAUGAACAUUUGCUGUUCUGUUUGUAUAAUUGAAACUUUGAGCCAAACAUGUUCUUUUGUUGUGUAAAUAACGACUUUAAUAUAUAUAUCACCAGGGUGUGAGUGCGUACUGAAUGUACCGUACGAUCACCGUUUUCGAGAAAAGUAUAUUUUUGUGGAUUACAGCCAAGUUUACAAGAGUAGACCCUUAAGAAGUAGAUCAUUCACUGGUCAAUAUUUGCUUUUUUUUUUGUUAAAUUUACUGUAAUCUCUUCUAAAUUGAAUUGCCACCAUAACCCUCCAUGUGUUUUAGUUCCUGACGAUCAAUUUGUUUUCCUCUCUCUUUAUCAGUGAUGACUGUUUGUCCUGAAGACAUUGUAAUAACAAUGCUGUGAGGUUGAAGUUCGAGUUCUGAAGCUAUUUUCAUAUUUGUGAAGGAUGAUCACAAGGCUAGGGGAAAUGGGGUUUCUGCCCUCCUAUUGUUAACUUGUGUUAGUUGUAUACCAGCUGCUGCUGAAUACACUGCCAACAUUAAAACCCAAGGUCCCAGCCCCACACUGAAGAAUAAUCUAUUGUUAUUGCAUGUAGCUCAACUGAAAAGCUUGCCAUCUCUAAAGCCCUUUCCACUCUUCUGUUAUUGGUUAAUAGAAUACAAGCAGGAGACAGAAAAUGUGGUAAAAGUGGCUGCUGACCUUCACUCAAAACUUAUCCUGCCCGUGCCCGUACACGGUUGUAAAUAUUGCAGUCUACUUGAAAUGUCAGUCAUGAUUAUGUACAAGAAAAAAAAAAUACUUGUGUGUUUCCUUAAUUGGCCCCAGAAAUUGUAUCUUAAAUCAAUACAUAAAGAGUACUAUAGGCCUAGGAACUUUAGGAACCAGAAAAGUGAAAAUCUGAAGGCGUUGAAGUCAUGUUGCCUGCGUUAUCUGAGACAAGGAGGCUGUGGCUUGUUUUCUUCUCCAUCAUCACAGAAUCAAAUAAUUCAGCAGCUAACUCAUAAUAGCACCAACAAAGAAAUGUCACUGACUUCAAUCUCACUGCUGGAUUGCACACAUUUGUUUGAGAAGUUUGCUGUACGAGAAAGGAAUCACACUGCAUUCACCGUGACAUAUCUUGUGUGGGUUCCUGAGGUUUCUGUUCUCGCCGUCCCAUCAUCAGCUCCAUGGUAGUUCUCAGCAUACACCCGUAAUGAUCUAUGCAGCUUCAGCCCCGAUUCUCAUGACGUAUACAGAAUAUGAUGUCAUUGCAGGUCAUAUUUAGUCAAAAGUGCAGCAGGAUGAAGAGUAUCUGAGAGUAGACUGUUAGCCUCUUAUACUGAAGUGCCACAGCUGCAGGUUACUGGACUACAAGUCACAUUCAAUUCAUCUUAUUAAAUGAUUAAUUUGGAUAUACCCCCAGGGCAAUCUCUUCAUGUUCAUAUCCACUGAUAUACUUUACACAAUGUGUCCAUAAUGUAAUCCAGUCAAACACAGCUGGUGAAAAUAGCAAUAAUAAAUGACUACAACAAAAAACGUCUGCCUGUCCGGGCAGCACCACCUCGUAGUUGAGCACAUACUUAAGCACUUGAUGACAUAUCAGGGAAUUUUGUAGUUUCUCUAUCUACAGUAUAUGCACAGUUAGGUAAUGCCUUAUCCCAAAGAAAAAUUAAACCAUUUUUCUUCUAUCUUCUCUCGGUUUGAAAAAAAAAAAGAAAAAAAAAACGACAAUGCAGACGUCACUCAAACAUGACCAGGCCUGCCUCUUCUCAGAGAAGACUCACACAAUAAAAUGCCCUGUGAAUGCACUGUGAUACACUUUGCUCUUUUGGUCUACGUCCAAAUUGUGCACAACUGAUGAAUGUGAAAGGAAGGAGUAAACGAUGAACCUUUGUCAAGGAAUUUCUUCACUUUGCUGUUUAAGAGUACACUGCUUUGCUUCAUGGCUUUUAUAAACAGAACUAUGUGUUUGGUAAGUGUUUGUAGUUGAUAGUUCACUUAACUAAAGGAGCUGUUUUCGGUUUGAAUGCUCAGACCGUUUGGCGGCACAAGCUGGACUUUGUUGCCAAUAAUGAAAUUAUUUGUUUCAAAAUGGAAAGAGAUUUUAAGUUAAUCAACAUUUUAUUUCCCUUGAAUGUGUUAUUUUAUUUUAAUCUUACAAUAAAUAUUCAAGUGAACUUUUUAUUAAACAAUUAAGAUACUAUGCUAGAUAUUGUUGUACAAAAUUUGUAUUCUUCACAAAAGUACAAAUAUUGGCUUUUAAUGUGUAAUUUAGGUUAUCUCUCUUAUUCUGUAUAAAAUGAAGUACACAACUCUUACAUAGAAUUUGUUCUCCUGUGAAGUCCCAAACAGUAGAAACUGUCAACUUUAUUAAACACCUCAGUGUAUGCUCAAUCUGAA